GGCCUGCAAUCUAGCCAUCUGUUAUCUAUCCAUGCAUCGAUGUAUGUAUGUAUGUAUGAUGAGCAAAACAGCUAGCUAGAUGUUUGCAUCAACCAUAUAUUUGUCAUGGUCCUUGGUGGAAGUAGCUAUAAAUACGGCCGAUGGAGGAGGGCACAAAAGGGGCAGUAGCAAGCAAGCAAAGCUAAUAUACAUAAAUUGAUCCAGGGAUCGAUCGAAAUUAAUGGCGGGCAGGAGCAGGAGGAGGUCGUUUUGGUCCGUGGGCGUUGCGGCUGCUCUGCUUUGUCUGCUGGCCGCCCAUGGCUGCAGCGCCAAGCAUCACAAGCCCAAGCCUACUCCCGGUGGCAUCAGUGGCAAUGCUUCUUCUUCCUCCUCCAAUUCCAGCACCCCCAGUAUUCCUCCUCCUGUUGCCCCUACUCCUACUGCUCCUACUCCUCCUAUUCCCAGCCCCGGAACUGGAAGCAGCAACGGCAGCAGUGGCGGUGGCGGCGGCGGGUGGCUGAACGCCCGUGCGACCUGGUACGGCGCUCCCAACGGCGCUGGGCCGGACGACAACGGCGGCGCGUGUGGGUUCAAGAAUGUGAACCUGCCGCCCUUCUCGGCCAUGACUUCCUGCGGAAAUGAGCCUCUCUUCAAGGACGGCAAGGGAUGCGGCUCCUGCUACCAGAUCCGAUGCGUGGGGCACCCAGCCUGCUCGGGGCUCCCGGAGACGGUGAUCAUCACGGACAUGAACUACUACCCAGUGUCGCUGUACCACUUCGACCUCAGCGGCACGGCGUUCGGCGCCAUGGCCAAGGACAACCGCAACGACGAGCUCCGCCACGCCGGCAUCAUCGACAUCCAGUUCAGGAGGGUGCCUUGUCAGUAUCCAGGGCUGACGGUGACGUUCCACGUGGAGCAAGGGUCGAACCCGGUGUACAUGGCGAUACUGGUGGAGUACGAGAACGGGGACGGGGACGUGGUGCAGGUGGACCUGAUGGAGUCGCGCUACAGCACCGGGGGCGUGGAUGGGACGCCGACGGGGGUGUGGACGCCGAUGAGGGAGUCGUGGGGAUCGAUAUGGAGGCUGGACACCAACCACCCGCUGCAGGGGCCCUUCUCCCUCCGCAUCACCAACGAGUCCGGCAAGACCCUCAUCGCCGAUCAGGUCAUCCCCGCCGACUGGCAGCCCAACACCGUCUACAGCUCCAUCGUCCAGUUCGACUAGCUAAUUACUACUACUCCACUCCUUGCCAUUAAUUAGUAUAUACUCCAUUAUUUGCCAUUUGCACAUCAUCGAGACGUCGCUUGUGACGUCCGUUUCAGUGCGUAUAUGCAUGUUGUACUCCUCCUUACUUGAUUACAUGUAUGCAUGCAAAUUAAUGAAUCAAUCAAUGGUCGGAUUUUCUAUAUAUAUAA
Molecule: messenger RNA, 1395 nt
Organism: Oryza sativa Japonica Group (Japanese rice)
Lineage: Eukaryota; Viridiplantae; Streptophyta; Magnoliopsida; Poales; Poaceae
Source: RefSeq, a predicted model, not a curated record